Molecule: messenger RNA, 347 nt
Organism: Staurois parvus
Lineage: Eukaryota; Metazoa; Chordata; Amphibia; Anura; Ranidae
Source: the annotation of a GenBank genome assembly
CCCAGCAGAUCACCCACCUGUGCCACUCUGCAAUGUCACCUACCUGUGCCCAGAAGUGCCACCUACCUGUGCCCAGCAGUGCCACCCACCUGUGCCCACCCACCUGUGCCCACCAGUGCCACCCACCUGUGCCCACCUGUGCCACCCACCUGUGCCCACCCACCAGUGCUGCCCACCAGUGCCACCCACCAGUGCAGCCCAGCAGUGCUGCCAGUCAGUGCCACCAUCAGUGCCCAGCAGUGAUGCCAGUCAGUGCCGUCUAUCAGUACCCAUCAUCAGUGUCACCUAUCAGUGCUGCAUAUUAGUGCCGCCUAUCCGUGACACCUCAUUAGUGCUGCCUAUCAGUG